This is a messenger RNA of Megalops cyprinoides (Indo-Pacific tarpon), 1158 nucleotides long. RefSeq names its product secretory carrier membrane protein 4 (gene scamp4). The transcript is spliced from 7 exons. The coding region runs from base 99 to 794 and encodes 231 amino acids. NCBI's taxonomy places the organism in Eukaryota, Metazoa, Chordata, Actinopteri, Elopiformes, Megalopidae. Gene Ontology annotation, biological process: protein transport. Gene Ontology annotation, cellular component: recycling endosome membrane; trans-Golgi network membrane. The record is from RefSeq and is a predicted model, not a curated record.
CCCACUUCCUGGAAUCUACGGGUUGGGCUGGCGUAUCACGAGCUGGAAAUAGCGGUUCUCAGUGAGGGACAGAUCAAAGAGACAGUGAGGUCCUCACAAUGACAGAACGGGUAAACAAUUUCCCUCCGCUGCCUCGAUUCAUUCCCAUCAAACCCUGCUUCUACCAGAAUGUGGAGGAAGAGAUCCCACCCCAGCAUCGCCAGCUGAUUCGACGAGUGUACAACCUCUGGAUCUUGUAUUCUAUCACACUGUGUGUGAACGUGGUGUCGUGUAUAGCCUGGUGGGCAGGUGGUGGCAGUGGGGUGAAUUUCGGCCUCUCAUUGCUCUGGCUCAUCCUCUUCAGCCCUUGUAGUUACGCCUGCUGGUUCAGACCUCUCUACAAGGCCUUUCGGGCAGACAGUUCUUUCAACUUCAUGGCUUUCUUCUUCAUCUUCUUCCUUCAGUGUGUCCUUGUCAUCAUCCAGGCUGUGGGUAUCUCUGGCUGGGGGGCCUGUGGCUGGAUCGUCUCGGUGAUGUUCUUCAGGUAUAAUGUGGGCUCGGCUGUCGUCAUGCUCAUCUCUGCCCUGCUCUUCACUCUGGUGGCCAUAUUGAUGGGGCUGGUACUCAUCCGAGUGCACCGUCUGUACCGCGGCGGGGGUGGCAGUCUUCAGCGCGCACAAGAAGAAUGGAGCAGCGGCGCCUGGAAGAGCGCCCCCGUCAGGGAUGCUGGCAUCAAUGCCAUCUCUGUGAGUGGGCCCAGCCUGCCUCAGUACCCUGCAGCCGUGCCCAGCUACCCUGACAAUGGCCCCUGGUGAUACCUGAGCUGGACACUGGAGGGAGACAUAGAGCUCUCCAGCCACAAUGACAAAAGCCGUCUCUGACCUGGUCCACUUUCCUACAACACUUUAAUACACGGAGGUUAGAACACUACUCUAAAAAAGAAUUACAUUUGACAAGGACAAGAAUCAUUUAUCAAUAGAAUUAAGGCCACUGCUUCCUAAUCUGGUUGAGAUUCCAAAUGUUACAGCUCUACUGAGCUGAAACUAUCACUGGAAAACAUUCCAGACAUUUUUACUCAAACUCUUAUUUAUAACAUAGAGAGACUGCUUGGAACAUGAAAAAGAACACACUCCAGUCUUUAUCAUUCCAUAGUUUGUUUACAUCAUAUGGAGAGAACAG